AUGGCCAAAAUCCCAACACAGGUCCGGAAUGAAACAAUGCUACGAGCAGUCAACUUUGAGAUCAAAUUCCUGUCAAACCAAAUGGAACCAGAAGGAGGUGAAAAGAAUUUACAUCUUGAUUGGCCAACCCGUUUCGAGAUAUGUCUGGGAGUUGUCAGAGGUCUAGCCUACCUCCACGAGGAGGCGAGUGAUCGCAUAGUACAUAGGGAUGUGAAGGCCAGCAACAUUUUUCUUGACUCUAAGCUGCUCCCAAAAGUUUCUGAUUUUGGGCUUGCAAAGCUAUACAAUGAUAGUAAUACCCACAUGAGUACCAAAGUGGCAGGGACCAUAGGAUAUCUUGCGUCAGAGUAUGCCAUGCCUGGACAACUAUCAGAGAAAACGGAUGUGUAUGCCUUUGGUGUUGUGGCUCUUGAGCUACACGAGCAAAGCCAUGAAGGUGACCUAAUCGAUCAGGAGCUGACUGAAUUUAACAUGGAAGAAGUGAAACGCAUGAUAGGAAUUGCUCUACUUUGCAUUCAGGCAUCUUCUGGCUUGAGACCACCAAUGUCAAGAGUGGUGGCCAUGCUUUCAGGGGACGUUGAGGUCAGUGAUGUAACCUCUAAGCCAGGCUACCUAACCGACUGGACAGUUGAUGGCUCCUCAAGCUCCUCUUUUAGCACCUUUCAAACUAAAGAUACAAGCGCUUCUUCAUUCUCCUCCACGAGGUUUGUGACGCCCAGAGACGGCGACUUUAAGCCAAUGCACGGAGUGAAGAUCAAUGAGGGGAGAUGA
This is a messenger RNA of Camelina sativa (false flax), 771 nucleotides long. NCBI's taxonomy places the organism in Eukaryota, Viridiplantae, Streptophyta, Magnoliopsida, Brassicales, Brassicaceae. The record is from RefSeq and is a predicted model, not a curated record.